Pistacia vera is the source of this 1960-nucleotide messenger RNA. RefSeq names its product poly(ADP-ribose) glycohydrolase 1-like. Gene Ontology annotation, cellular component: nucleus; cytoplasm. Bases 19 to 1686 code for a protein of 555 amino acids. NCBI's taxonomy places the organism in Eukaryota, Viridiplantae, Streptophyta, Magnoliopsida, Sapindales, Anacardiaceae. The record is from RefSeq and is a predicted model, not a curated record. Gene Ontology annotation, molecular function: poly(ADP-ribose) glycohydrolase activity. The transcript has 11 exons. Gene Ontology annotation, biological process: ATP generation from poly-ADP-D-ribose; carbohydrate metabolic process; regulation of DNA repair.
CAUCAAAACGAAGUAGAAAUGGAGAAAGGAGAAGACUUGAAUUCGGUUUUACCCUACUUGCCAUUGUUGGUUCGAUCAUCAACUCUGUUUUGGCCAUCGAAAGUAGUCGAAGCUCUUAAAUCAAUGGCGAAAGGACCCGAACACAGCCGGGUUAACUCAGGAGAAGUGAUUUCUGUGGCCAUUUGUGACAUCAGAAGCUCUCUCUCUCUCUUUGAACCUCUCGCGCCUUUUUCCCUCAAUGGUUACGCACUUUUCUUCGAUGACCUUAUAUCUUGGGCGGAAUCGACAAAGUGGUUUGGAGAGGUUGUUCCGGCUCUAGCAAAUUUUCUCUUGAAGUUGCCCUCUCUAUUAGAAAGUCACUAUCAAAAUGCAGAUGAUUUUCUUGGAAAAUAUGACAUCAAAACAGGUCUCCGCAUAUUGGGUCCACAGGAAGCAGGCAUAGCGUUCCUCAGCCAGGAAUUGAUUGGUUCUCUUCUUGCAUGCUCUUUCUUUUGUUUGUUCCUAGUCACUAGUAGAGGUGCAAACCAUCUUCCUACCAUCAACUUUGAUGAAUUGUUUGCGAGUCUAUAUGAAAGUUAUAGUGAAAAUCAGGGAAAUAAAAUAAAGUGCAUUGUACAUUAUUUUGAAAGGAUAUCCUCAUCUAUGCCUGUUGGCUCUGUCUCAUUUGAGCGGAAGGUUCUUCCUUUAGACCAUCAUCCUUUAUUCAUCUCUUAUCCUGAUGCUGACGCUUGGAGCAAAUCUGUCAUUCCUCUCUGCCCUUUUGAGGCUUACAGUUUAGGCUCAAUAGAAGAUCACUCCACUGACACUCUUCAAAUGGAUUUUGCAAACAAGUAUAUUGGAGGUGGUGCACUUCAUAGGGGCUGUGCACAGGAAGAGAUCUGUUUCAUGAUCAAUCCAGAAUUAAUUGCUGGGAUGCUUUUCUUUCCUUCCAUGGCCGACAAUGAGGCUAUAGAAAUUGUUGGUGCAGAAAGAUUCUCAGACUAUAAUGGGUAUGCCCCGUCAUUUCGUUUUUCUGGUGAUCAUGCGGAUAAAAGGAAUGUUUAUGUUUUUAGUAGACGUAAAACGAGGAUAAUUGCUAUAGAUGCAUUAUGCUGGCCUGGAACGAAACAAUAUGCGCUAAAAUACCUCCUUUGGUAUACAAAUAAGGCUCUUUGUGGAUUUAUUGAUCAAUCUAAAUUUGGUCGAUAUGAGAGACUUUUUCCAGACAUGGGACCUCAUGAAGCCAGGGAUAAAGACAACAUAUCGAGGAAUAAUUUUUCGUUACAUGAAGCUUCCUCAACUGGUUUUGAAACAAAUGAAGGAAUAUCUGUAAAUCUGAUGCUCAGAAAUUCUGACCAGAAGAGUUGUAAGUUUCUGAGACAUAAGGAAUCUCCAGGGAUUGUGACUGGGAAUUGGGGAUGUGCGUCUUUUGGGGGAGAUCUUGAGCUGAAGGCCAUAAUUCAGUGGCUUGCUGCUUCACAGGCAUUAAGACCUUUUAUUUCAUACUAUACAUGUGGCAUGAAGGCAUUACAGAACCUGGGCCAAGUGACACAGUGGAUUCUUUUACAUGAAUGGACAAUUGGGGACCUCUGGAAUAUGAUGGUAGAAUACUCAUCGCAAAGAUUGAAGGGAGAAACAAAUCUUGGAUUCUUUGCUUGGCUUCUUCCGUCAUUAUCCAAGAUAUUUGACUUGCCAUAUACGUGUUAGCUUCUUUUUUAGGAUCAUUAGUUGAAUUAGAUUUACACCAUUUUGCUUUUCUGUAUAUAGUAUUGUUCUUUGAGUUGUAUGUUCUGAUGAAAAAUGAAAUUUGUAGUUGUCAAUAGGUCUAACUGGGGUUAUUUUGUAAAAGUUUAAUGCUCUGCUAUUCUGUACCUUUCUUAUUCUUGUCUGUAAAGGGAGGGUUCUGAAUAGCUGAAAGAGUGUAUGAAUGCAGGACAUAAUUUUUCCAUAUUGGACAAUCUGAAUUGACCUCUGACGAGUU